AUGGCCUCAAACGAGCAGCAGCAGCAGCAGCAGCAGCAGCAGCGGUUUCGCUCUCUUCUACCUGGCCUCUUUUCACCGCACUCAGAACUUCCCGCGGGAUUAGAUCUCGGUAGCCCACAUGCACUCUUUUCACAUGUCGUCACGGAUCCCGUCUUCAAAUACUUCAGUGACUCCAUAAACGAGUAUGCUGACUACAAGCGAUCGAAAUCAAGCAAAAUUCGCUCGUGGCAGACAACCACUGUAUCAGAAAUCAAGGUCUUUUUCGGCGUCAUACUUUACAUGAGUGUUCCUGAAUUCCCUACAAUCAGCUCACUCUGGCGUUCGGAGCCCCGCCCAGGGCCAGACGAUCAUAUGAGCCACGAACGGUUUGAGCAGAUCCAGAGAUUCGCGCAUAUUUCUGUACCUGGAGGUGAUUCAGAUCGAACCGAGUCGGGGUCCGAGGACGACACAUCUUGGCGGGAGACAAUAGCACCACUGGCGGCUCUUUUCGAAGAAGCGGCUAUGCACUUCGAAGAAUCAGCGGCCAAAAUCUUUAUGAGUGGAGCCAUGACCCGUCGUUUUGGCCAUUCGUCUCAGAAUUUCCAGUUGCAGUGCAAGCGCUGA
This is a messenger RNA of Penicillium diatomitis, 603 nucleotides long. RefSeq lists its product as uncharacterized. The transcript has a single exon. Bases 1 to 603 code for a protein of 200 amino acids. NCBI's taxonomy places the organism in Eukaryota, Fungi, Ascomycota, Eurotiomycetes, Eurotiales, Aspergillaceae. The record is from RefSeq and is a predicted model, not a curated record.